Oreochromis niloticus (Nile tilapia) is the source of this 7433-nucleotide messenger RNA. It is a transcript of the gene smg7, whose product is annotated as SMG7 nonsense mediated mRNA decay factor. Gene Ontology annotation, cellular component: telomerase holoenzyme complex. NCBI's taxonomy places the organism in Eukaryota, Metazoa, Chordata, Actinopteri, Cichliformes, Cichlidae. Gene Ontology annotation, biological process: nuclear-transcribed mRNA catabolic process, nonsense-mediated decay. Gene Ontology annotation, molecular function: protein binding; telomerase RNA binding; telomeric repeat DNA binding. The record is from RefSeq and is a predicted model, not a curated record.
CCUCCCUCCGCUCCUUCCUCCACCUCAGCGGCCCUGUGUGGUUCAGACAGGAACAAUAUGGCGCCGGGAGGAGCGUUAGCAUCGGGACCAGUCGUUGUCUGAGAGACUGGUGAUCCGGCAGGAUGAACCUCUGUGCCCAGUACCUCCGACAGGCAGAGGCCCUGAAAGCUGACAUGACAGAUUCAAAGCUGGGGGCAGCAGAGGUGUGGACGUCCCGGCAGGCCCUGCAGGACCUUUACCAGAAGAUGCUGGUGACAGACCUGGAGUAUGCUCUGGACAAGAAGGUGGAGCAGGACCUGUGGAAUCAUGCUUUCAAGAACCAGAUCACCACGCUUCAGAGCCAGGCCAAGAACCGAGCCAACCCCAACCGCAGCGAGGUCCAGGCCAACCUGUCGCUGUUUCUGGAGGCUGCUAGUGGCUUCUACACACAGUUACUGCAGGAGCUGUGCACCGUGUUCAACGUGGACCUGCCCUGCCGCGUGAAGUCGUCUCAGCUCGGCAUCAUCAGCAAUAAGCAGAGCAACACCAGCGCCAUCGUCACCCCUCAGCCCAGCUCCUGCUCCUACAUCUGCCAGCACUGCCUCGUCCAUCUCGGCGACAUCGCUCGAUAUCGUAACCAGACCAGCCAGGCCGAGUCCUACUACCGGCACGCAGCUCAGCUGGUUCCAUCUAACGGUCAGCCCUACAACCAGCUGGCCAUCCUGGCCUCCUCUAAAGGAGACCACCUCACCACCAUCUUCUAUUACUGCCGCAGCAUUGCAGUCAAGUUCCCUUUCCCAGCAGCCUCCACCAACCUGCAGAAGGCUCUGUCCAAGGCUCUGGAGAGUCGCGAUGAAGUGAAAACCAAGUGGAGCGUGUCCGAUUUCAUCAAGGCCUUCAUCAAGUUUCAUGGUCACGUCUACUUGAGUAAGAGUCUGGACAAGCUGGACGGCCUGAGAGAGAAACUGGAGGAGCAGUUUCAGAGGCUGAUCCUGCAGAAAGCCUUCAGCUCUCAGCAGCUCGUCCACAUCACCGUCAUUAACCUGUUUGAGCUGCACCACCUCAGAGACCUGACGGCUGACGGCAGCGAGCAGAGCUACAGCAGCGAGCAGCAGAUCAGCUGGUUCCAGCUCCUCGGCCUUUUCAUGUCCUUCCUGGGCGUCAUGUGCAGCCGCGUUCUGCUCAACAAAAACCGCGGGGAGGAGAUCAUGGGCGAGUGUCCGCUGCCGGCCAUCAAGGUGUCGCUGGACUGGCUCAAACUGAGGCCCAGCGUUUUCCACGAGGCCGCUGUUGUUAAACGGCAGUACGUUUGGCCCUGGCUCGUGUCCAUUCUCAACAGUUUCCAGCCCAAAGAGGACGACCUGUCCUGCUCCUCAGUCACACCCUUGCCUGAGGAGUUUGAGCUGCAGGGUUUCUUGGCUCUCCGUCCUGCUCUGAGGUGUCUGGACUUCACCAAAGGACAUCAGGGCAUCCUGGUGGACCGGGACGGCCUGCCGGUGCAUGCCCGACACCAGAGACUCAUCGGCCUGGGCAAAUGGGUGGCCGACAGCCAGCCGGGACUGAUCCAGUGCAGAGUGAGCGAGGACGGCCUCCUCGUCUUCAUGACUGACAUUCCAGAGCAGGCCAUUGAGGAGCCGCAGGAGAAGGAGGUACCCGUGCUGCAGGAGUCGUUAAAUGGCGAGCAGACGGCCAACGACGGCGGCAAUUCUGGCCUGAAGUCCGUGCUUUCGGUGGGGAAGACUCAGAGCUCGUGGCCCGACAGCAGCGACCGUCCAGUCGUCACUUUCAAAGAGAACAUCAAACCCAGAGAGCAGAGCCGCGACCCCACAAGAAACCACCAUCAGAAAGACGGUGGCAAGGAGCGCCGAGACUUCUCCAAAGGCAACGGGGCCGCUGGGAAAGGAGAGCUGAAGAGGGACGGUAAGAGGAAGAGCGAGCUGAAGAAGAGCGUCCAUGAGAAAACGGCCGAUGCUGGAAAACAGGUGAAGGCACAGACAGAGCUGAGGAAGACUCCGGUGUCUGAGGCUAAGAAGACUCCUGUCACUCAGACUCAAACCACCUGCUCCUCCCAGUUCAUCCCCAUCCAUCAUCCAGGAGCCUUCCCGCCUCUGCCCAGCAGACCCGGUUUCCCUCCCUCAGCCUAUGUGAUCCCUUCUCCCGUGGCUUUCCCUGGACUCCAGGUGAAUCCGGGCUUCACCUUCUCCACCGGUGUGUCCGUCCCAGGUCCUUUCCUCCAGCAGCCUGUCCACACCCAGGCGGGCACCCAGGUCCAAGCUGGGAAGCAGUCUCACAUUCCCUACAGUCAGCAGAGGCCCUCGGGGCCGGGUCCCGGUCAGGGGCCGGGAUCCUCGGGACACGGCCCUUCCCAGGCUCAGCAGGGCCAGACUCAGACUCCCUCCCAGCAGGCCUUGCAGCAGUCAGUCCAGCUGACGAUGAGUCAGCAGCAGUCACCCACCAAACCGGUCCAGCAGGUUGGGAUGGGAAAGAGUCCACCUCACCACCCGGGACUGCAGCAGUACAUGCAGGUCCAGGAGCAGUCGACUCACAUGUGGAACCAGGCCCAGGCGGCCCUGCAGAAGGUGUCUCCCAUGCAGAUGCCCAUCAAGCAGCCUCAACAGCAGAAGCAGCAGCAGCAGGCCUUCUACAUGGCGGCUCAGGAUCCUCUGAAGAUGUACGAGCACCAGCUGCAUUCGUCGGCUCAGGUCUCCAGCAUGGACAAGAAGAUGAAGUACCCUGACGUGAAGUUACAGGACUUCUACUGGGACUCGCCUUACAGGAUCGGGGACAGCCUGGCUGUGCUGGCCGACAGGAUGAAGAGGCCAUCGCCGGGGGGUAUCUGCUCAGAGCAGGAUGGCCCCGGGCCCCGGGGACCCCCGUUUGAGCUGCCAAACCAGACCCGAGUGGACAGCGGCCCCGAGGUCAUCAGCCAGUCGUCCUCUCUGCUGCCCAUCCCCGGCUUCCCCAUGCAGGAGUACAACCAGAACAGCAUCUUCAGUCAGGCCUACGGUAAAAACCUGCCACCCAGCUCCAAGCCCGACGCUCCCAUGGUGCACCAGGAGACGUCCCUUUACACGCUGUUUGAAGGCACCCCGUGGUCCCCCUCCCUCCCCGCCAGCUCAGAUCACUCCACGCCGGCCAGCCAGUCUCCUCACUCGUCCAAUCCUAGCAGCCUGCCGUCUUCCCCUCCAACCCACAACCACGGAGCCAUGCCUUUCUCCAACUUUGGGCCCAUCGGGACUCCGGACAACCGGGACCGCAGGGGAAUGGACUGCUGGAAGGCCAACAAGAGUGGAGCAGUCGGCGGAUUCGGUCUGGACUACCUGCCAACCGCGGCCUCCUCUGCAGCAUCAGACAGCAGCUGGCAUCAGGCUGGAUCGACGGGCAGCUCCUGGACCAAUCAGGACUCUCCGAUGGAGGAGUCGUCCUCCACUGUGCUGCUUGACAGCCUCAAGUCAAUCUGGUCGAGCUCCAUGAUGCAGCCGGGCCCGUCGGCACUGGAGCAGCUCCUCCUGCAGCAGAAGCAGAAGCAGCAGCGAGGUCACGGCGCCAUGAACCCGCCUCACUGAACGGCAGCGCGAGGCGGCGCUUUGUGUCCGGACGUCAACAAUCCACCACCAGGAGAAACGGAGGGGAAAAAAACCACAGAAGUUUGACGAAAACAAGCUCCAACUCAAAUUAAACCGGCGAGAAACGGUGGAGGCUGGGGAGGCGACACGACCCCCCGACGAGGCUGAAUCACCACCCCCACCCCCCUCGGCUGUCGAGGAGCGGUGACGCCCCUCCUGGAUCGGAGGGCGCGGGAUCUCUUCGACCGCGGUGCCACGCACCACGCCACCGCCGGGUUUCAUUCAACCGGUGGAAAUCUGAACAUUGAGGAACCACCCCCUUUCACAUCACUGCCCCCCCCAGUUUUGGACAGACGCCACAUCUCCACGAACUCGUCAUCUGGAAGAACUUCUUCUUCUUUCUUUGCAAAAAGAUUAAAAAAAUUAAAACGGAAAAAAGAACGACCUCCUGGACGUCUGCUCGGUCCCGAUGGAGAGCCGGUUUUUAGAGUCUCCGCCGCCGCUGUAGACUGAAGCGGGGCCGUUCGAGAGCCAGAAUGGUGUGGUUGUCGGGUUUGGGGGGAGGCCAGGUGACACACGGGGGGGGGGGGUCAAACAAGACUGGACUUUCUGAUCUCCAUUCAUUUUCAUUACUGGAGGAGGGAGGAAGGAAGGAAGGAAAGUUUGGUUUCAGCUAUAUAAAUAUAUACAUGAAUAUAUAUUGCCAUAGUUGGACUUGUCUUAGCCGUGAGAAUCAGGACUGGACGUUGUGAAGCCGGGUGUAACGCCUCCCGGGCUGAGCGCUCGCUUGUGUCGGUGCCCGACGACCGGGUGGCUUCACCAUGAACAUCGCAGGAAAGACGGAGGAAAGAUCAUAAACACCCUGUCGACCGUAGGGAUAGUGUCACUGUUAGCUUCAAGAGAUUGCAGUUAUUAACAAAAAACACAAAAAAAUAGAAACUGUACUUUGUGAUUUGUUCGUAGCCGUUUUAGCUUUGCGCCCUCCGAGGUGAUACAGGUAUGUCUAUUAGCUUCCUGCUUGGAUAUUUUCGGGGUUCUCUUCCUCUCUGACCUCUUCUUCCUGUUAUUUCUUUACGUAAUGAAGAAAAAAUGGAAAUAUGUAACCCUGCUUGCUUAACUGCAUUUACUGUUUGUUUUUGUUGCUCUUCUUCACUGGUUUUAAGCAGCUCGCCCAGAAUGUUUUCUAUUAUCCUUUCUUGGAAAAGCCAAUUGCAGCUUGAUGCUGUACAGCAAAUUUGUUUUUUUUAUUAUUAUUAUUAUGGAACGGGGCAUCUGGAGACCCUGUAGCUCUGCUUUUAUUGAACCUGUGAGUGAAGCCCCGCCCCCUUCAGUGUAAAGCCACCCUAACCAGACUCAAAAGCUACCAAGUAAUAACGGGAAAAAUCUGCUAAAAAAGUGUAUUUGAUUACUGGUUAAUCUGCGGGUUCCUGUAGGCCAAAAAAUAUUUCACAGUUUUGCUGUAAAAUACAGAAAUAUUUAGUUUAAUGACAUAAAAAUAAAAAAAAUGCAGAAGGUGGUCUGGAGUUAAGGACACGCUGAGUAACUCGCUCAUUACAGGCAGAGUAAAAUAUGAAGCAAUUAAGAAAUUAAUUAUUUUAAUGAAGAAUCUAUUUUCUUUAUUUAAUCAGUGAAUCAUUUGUGAAAACUAAAAAUUCCUUCAGUGUUUCGUUUCCCGCUGCUUCUAACCAAUCCUGUAAGAGCUGCUCAGUUUCCUGUGACUGACAGAAAAAAGGCGGCGCUCUCAUCGGUCCUUCGCUGUUGCUGCUCUCCUUUCAUUCUUUAAGGGUCUAAAGAUUCAUUUGAUUUUUCUUCUAACGAACCUGCAACAUGCAACGUUGUUCAGAAAAAAUGUAAAACGUCUAACUUGCUGAUGAACGGACUUCUUGUUGCUUUCGCUUCAUUUGAAAGAAGGUUCACCUGCAGCCCAGUUUGAUCUCACGCCAGUAAAACCAGAGCAUAUAUUUAAAACAAAUUUUUUUGGUUCAGUGAAAAGAAGUAGUGAAACCUUGCGAAAACAAAUCUUUGAGUAAUUGAGAGCAAAUCACGAGCAGCCUGACGGCUCUGCAGGGAAACUAAUUCUGCUUUAAACAUUAAACUUUAGUUCCAAACACCAACGUUAGUAUUUCACUUGUUUAUUAAUCAGCAGUGCAGUUUAUUGAAAACGUGUAAUUAUGAAGGUCUUUGCUGCAGUUUCACUUUUCAGAGGAGUGCGGGGGUGGGGGGGGGGGGGGGUCGGACCCGUGGGAAAGAAAAACCACCACAGAGUCCACGUGAAACUUUGGAUCUGCAGACUGUGUGCUUUGUUUCAUCACCUAAGGAUUUAGCCCCAAAUAGGUUUCACUGUUUGUUUCGUUUAUCCAAAUAAUCGUGAGGUUCCAAACUGACGGGGAAAAACAGGAUAACUCAUUAACUCUCCUCUGAAACAUCGUUCAGGCCACCAGUGAUGAUCUGAGGUUUCAGGGCUGCAAUGCGUUUGACUUAAACGUGAAAAUGUUGUCUUUCAAAUGAAGUCUCGUACGCUAACUUUGACGUCACGGUUUUCUGUGCUCGGAUGUCGGGAACGUUUGCCUGUGAGUGGCAGGAUCUUAAACAGAUUUAACGUUGCCAUGACAUCAAACAGUUUCUCCUCAUGAAUACUGAAACGUUUUUCUGUCCUGUGACCUCUGAGCUAAAGUGAAGUUGAACCAUUGAGCUCAAGCUGCCCUCAAGUGAUAACGAUAAGCUCCUCCUCUGCUUGUGAUUGGUUUUCACGACACGGCGUGAAGCAGGUGUUCUGACAGAUUGAAAUAACUGGCAUGGUUUGCAAAUCAUCGGCUGGCCUGUGUUUGCUUUGACUUUGUGAUCACGCUGUGGGAAAACUCAGGAUCUGAUGUGAACGCAUCACGUUAGGAGCUGAAAAAGGGUCACGGCUCAGUUUUUAUCAGCCAUAAAAUAAAAGUGGCCAGUGCGGUAUCAUCAGCAGACUUGUUUCUAUAUUUACCCUUUAAAAAGAUAAAUACUAAUUUCCAAACUGAGGCACUGAACUCAGACCCUUCCCCCGGCUCUGGGCAGGGUAAUGAUGACCUGCUGGAUGUUAAUCGCUUCGUUACUGUGGCUCGCCCUUCAUUAAAGGAAGCAGGUAGAGGUUAGACUGCAGGUGUCUUGUUUUUUAUAUUUUUGCCGUUGUAUUUAACCGCUUUAAAACAACAAGCCAAACUCGAUCCUCGUCCAUCUUUAAGUAGAUUUUUAGGUCUAAACGAGUUCCCGGGAAGGUUCGUGCGGUGGGAACGGGCGGAUGCUGGAUUUGGGGGCGUCUGUGGCGUCACGCUGUCAUUAUUUUAGAGAGACAGCUGGCUAAUCAGGAUGCCAGGCUUUAGCAGGAUGUGACAGUUUGAACCGACAGGAAACAGUUUUCCAUGUUUAGAAAAUAAAGUUCUGAGGAGGAAGAAAUAAAGCCUGUUUUUAUUUUCCUGGUGGGGCAUUUUAUGAAAGCAGACUUCAGAGAGACGUGUCUAUUCUCUGUGUGAUUGUGCUUUUCAUGUUGCAUUUACAAAGUGUAUUUGAACAAUAAUAAAGAUAAAAUAUUCCUGAACGCGAGAGCUAAUUCGACCAGAAGGGUCAUGGAGAGGAAUGCUCUUUGUUUUCGUGUCAGAAGCUCACCACGUAGAUCUCUGCUGACUCUCAUUUGAGUAACUUGAUGUACUCGGAUCGUCGAUGACAUUCCACUCGGAGAUGUUUGGGAGGCUUCAGGGCGACGGGUCCUCGUCGGUUUGUGCUCUGACAGCAGACAUGUAGUCACGUUUGAGAUCUGAGCUUUACUUUAAGGCUUUUUGUGUUUCUGUCUCUCUGUAGACUUUCAGAAAAGAUGGAAUCAGACUUUAAAUAAAAACCAACUAUGUUCUCCUUUAA